Messenger RNA from Ochotona curzoniae (black-lipped pika), 1651 nucleotides. RefSeq names its product intraflagellar transport 46 (gene IFT46). The transcript is spliced from 13 exons. The record is from RefSeq and is a predicted model, not a curated record. Gene Ontology annotation, biological process: cilium assembly; intraciliary transport. Gene Ontology annotation, cellular component: motile cilium; intraciliary transport particle B; centrosome. The coding region runs from base 288 to 1355 and encodes 355 amino acids. Lineage: Eukaryota; Metazoa; Chordata; Mammalia; Lagomorpha; Ochotonidae.
AAUGGAAGCAAAUCUCGCGAUCCCUGCCUUUUUUGCCUAGCGACUGACAACAGGCUGUUGGCUCCAAGUAGAAUCUGCCUGACGUGAGAUUGGAGACCCCGGCCCUAAGCUGGGGUUCUGCCCAUAUAGGGGAGACGGAUUCAGAGGGGCUACAGACCAAGAUUGUUGAAAACCAGACUUACGAUGAGCGGCUAGAGAUCCACGAUUCUGAGGAGGUUGCAAGCGUUCAUACUCCAACUCCGGGUCGCCAGGGACUUCUUCAUUCUGCCCGGCUCCACGGCCAGAGCAUGGCUGACAACAGCAGCGACGAGUAUGAAGAGGAAAGUAACAAGGUCCUAAGCGAGGGCAUGCCACAGGCUGCAAGCCACAGAGGCAAGGACACGGACCCCAUUCCAACUGCCCCCGCAAGUCCCAAGCACCACCAGCCCUCUUCUCGUGGACUGGAGAGGGUGGGAUGGUACAGAGAGAGGCAUCAGCUCAGUAAGGAGAAGAAGAAGACCAACCCCCAGAUGACCUCACAGCGGGGCUUCAGCGAGAAUGACGAUGACGACGACGACGAUGACGACUCCUCUGAGAGUGACUCUGACACAGACGAUGAUGAAGAGCAUGGUGCCCCUCUGGAAGGGGCCUACGAUCCUGCAGAGUAUGAGCACCUGCCAGUGUCCGCCGAGAUUAAGGAACUCUUCCAGUACAUCAGCAGGUACACACCCCAGCUCAUUGACCUGGAACACAAGCUGAAACCUUUCAUCCCGGAUUUCAUCCCAGCUGUUGGGGACAUUGAUGCGUUCUUAAAGGUCCCACGUCCUGAUGGAAAGCCUGACAACCUUGGCCUGUUGGUGCUGGAUGAACCUUCUACAAAGCAGUCUGACCCCACAGUGCUCUCACUGUGGUUGACAGAAAACUCCAAGCAGCACAACAUCACGCAACAUAUGAAAGUCAAGAGCCUGGAAGAUGCAGAAAAGAAUCCCAAGGCUAUCGACACGUGGAUUGAGAGCAUCUGUGAGUUGCACCGCUCCAAGCCCCCUGCCAUCGUGCACUACACCAGGCCCAUGCCGGACAUCGACACACUGAUGCAGGAGUGGUCCCCAGAAUUUGAGGAGCUUUUGGGCAAGGUGAGCCUGCCCACGGCGGAGAUUGACUGCAGCCUGGCUGAGUACAUCGACAUGAUCUGUGCCAUCCUGGACAUCCCUGUCUACAAGAGCCGGAUUCAGUCCCUGCACCUGCUGUUCUCCCUCUACUCGGAGUUCAAGAAUUCGCAGCAUUUUAAAGCUCUGGCUGAGGGCAAGAAAACAUUCUCCCCUCCAUCCAACUCCACCUCCCAAGCUGGAGAUGUGGAGACACUGACCUUCAGCUGAGACACGCUGCCAGCAGCUCUGUUUCAACGCCGAGCUGCAGCUCUGCCCUCGCUGAGGCAGAGAGAUGGCUGUCAGCCGCCAGCGGCUCAGCCUGCCUCAGCCAGGGCACUGGUGGCUCCCAGAUGGCUCUCCCUGGGUAGUUACACGUCUUCCCACUGUGGAGACUGCCCUGAGAAGAAUUGGAAUUUACUGAAGGGUUGCAGAGGAAAGCCUAAAAGAUGUUCUUUUUGGGAUAGGAAUGGGAUGAUCUUUGAGUUAAUUGGCCAAGAUUUUACAAAUAAAAUACCCUAUCUGUC